Molecule: messenger RNA, 708 nt
Organism: Galeopterus variegatus (Sunda flying lemur)
Lineage: Eukaryota; Metazoa; Chordata; Mammalia; Dermoptera; Cynocephalidae
Gene: RGS9BP
Product: regulator of G protein signaling 9 binding protein
Exons: 1
Coding region: 1-708 (235 amino acids)
Biological process (GO): detection of light stimulus involved in visual perception; G protein-coupled receptor signaling pathway
Cellular component (GO): neuron projection; photoreceptor outer segment
Source: RefSeq, a predicted model, not a curated record
AUGGCGAGGGAUGAGUGCAAGGCGUUGCUGGACGCGCUCAACAAGACGACCGCGUGCUAUCACCACCUGGUGCUGACCGUCGGCGGCUCGGCGGACUCGCAGAACCUGCGGGAGGAGCUGCAGAAGACGCGCCAGAAGGCGCAAGAGCUGGCGGUGACCACCUGCGCCCGCCUGACAGUAGCGCUGCGCGACCGGGGCCUGGGCGUUGAGGAGCGCGCGGAGUUUGAGCGCCUCUGGGUGGCCUUCUCCGGCUGCCUGGACCUCCUGGAAGCCGACAUGCGGCGUGCGCUGGAGCUGAGCGCAGCGUUCUCGCUGCACGCGCCGCGGCGGCCUCUUGUGCGUACGGGUGUGGCGGGCGGCACCGCUGGCGUGGCGGCGCGCGCCCUGAGCGCCCGCAGUCUGCAGCACGAGGCUGAACGCGACUUCGACGUCGCGGACCUGCACCAGCUGGAGCGCGACAUCCUUCAGGUGGGCGAGAUGAUCCACAACAUGGAGAUGAGGGUCAACGUGCCCCGCUGGACAGUGCAAGCCCGGCAGGCGGCCGGCGCCGAGCUCCUGUCCAGCGUCGGUCCCUCCUCGGCCGGUGGCAUGUCGGUGCAGGAGCGCGCGGGGCUCUGCGACUGGAGCAAAGCCCUAGCCGCCACCGUUUUCAGCGCUGUGCUUUUGGCGGCUGUGGCCCUGGCAGUAUGCGUGGCGAAGCUGAGCUGA